Messenger RNA from Brassicogethes aeneus, 1664 nucleotides. NCBI's taxonomy places the organism in Eukaryota, Metazoa, Arthropoda, Insecta, Coleoptera, Nitidulidae. The record is from the annotation of a GenBank genome assembly.
GUCUUACCUCUAUGGUUUUAAAUCACGGGAAUUUUAGCCGGCGGCAAAUGCAACUGACGUUUGUCAAAACGAAGGAAUUUGACGUUUCAUUGUUAAAAUCAGUUUAAUUAGCACUGAAAAGCCGUUUUUUAGUACAGUGCGUAGGAAAAAUGGCCGAAACAGCUUUGAGUUUGGAAAAUUUGGAAAAAUUCAAGAAGGAGUUUUAUUCCAACGAUAAAAAUGUUUUGGCGCAAAAUGUAUGCUCCAGAGUGGAUCCUUUCGAUGUUUCACUGUCUAGAAAGGUUUUAGAGGAAACUCAGCAUGUUUUUAGCAAUAAAAUUGAAUCUGAAGGAAAACCUAUGACAAAUCAGAAAAGUUCAGGCCGAUGCUGGAUUUUCGCUGCCCUAAACGUCAUCCGGUUACCCUUCAUGAAGCAUCACCAAAUUGAAGACUUCGAAUUCAGCCAGGGUUACCUAUUUUUUUGGGAUAAAAUAGAGAGGUGCAAUUUUUUUCUCAACAACAUCGUCAAAACAGCUCGCCGAGCUGAACCGGUAGAUGGCAGGCUUGUUUCGUUUCUUUUAUCCUCCGAUUUGGUGUCGGACGGAGGGCAAUGGGACAUGAUCGUCAACGUCAUCAAAAAAUACGGCUUGAUGCCCAAGAAAAACUUCCCAGAGUCGUUUUCAUGCGAGUCCAGCAUGAGAAUGAACGCCAUCUUGAAAAGCAAGCUUAGGGAGUACGCCAAAAUUUUACGCGAGUUAGUUUGCAAAGGAGGUAGCGAUGCGGAUGUAAACGCCUUGAUAAAAGAACAAAUGUCGAAUAUUUAUCGCAUCGUUGCCAUAUGUAUGGGGAUUCCCAGCGAGAAAUUCACGUGGAAUUAUUACGACAAAAAUAAGGUGUAUCAUACUGUGGGGCCCAUAACUCCUGUGGAGUUCUACGAAGAGCAUGUUAAGGCCCACUUUAACGUGGACGAAAAGGUUUGCUUGGUGACAGAUCCAAGGCCAACCAACGAGUAUGGAAAAGCUUACACCGUCGAUUGUUUGGGGAAUGUAGUGGGGGGUAGAAAUUGCAUUUACAACAACCAACCAGUGGAUUUGUUGUUGGACCUAACCUCAAAAAGCAUUUCGGACGGUGAGGCGGUUUGGUUUGGGUGCGAAGUGUCAAAAAGAUUUGCAUCUAAACAAGGAAUACAAGAUUGUAAGGUACAUGAUUUCAAUCUAGUUUUUGGGGUUGACAUUCAAACCACCCUAUCUAAAGCUGAUAGGUUGUAUUAUGGGGAAAGUUCCAUGACUCAUGCCAUGGUUUUUACCGCUGUAAACAAAGAUGAAAAUGGUGUAGUUAACAAACUGAGGGUUGAAAAUUCCUGGGGCGAAGAUAGGGGCGAAAAAGGUUACUUAAUAAUGACGUCAGAAUGGUUCAAAGAAUUCACUUUUGAAGUUGUUGUUGAUAAAAAAUACGUCCCAGAGGAUGUUUUAAAAGUCUUCCAACAAGAUCCCAUUGUUCUACCUGCAUGGGACCCUAUGGGCACUUUAGCCCAAUAAAAAAUAAUUUUAUAAUAAAAAAAACAAAUUACAAAUUCAAUAUAUGCCUUUAUUAACAAUAUUUCCUACUAUUAACAACCAUAUGAUGUGUAACAUACAUUUUUGCAGAUUAUUAUUAAUAAAUAUGUAACAGUUUUAUAUUUUGUG